Messenger RNA from Acanthopagrus latus (yellowfin seabream), 5367 nucleotides. It is a transcript of the gene gnptab, whose product is annotated as N-acetylglucosamine-1-phosphate transferase subunits alpha and beta. The transcript is spliced from 21 exons. Gene Ontology annotation, cellular component: Golgi apparatus. Lineage: Eukaryota; Metazoa; Chordata; Actinopteri; Spariformes; Sparidae. Gene Ontology annotation, molecular function: UDP-N-acetylglucosamine-lysosomal-enzyme N-acetylglucosaminephosphotransferase activity; calcium ion binding. Gene Ontology annotation, biological process: N-glycan processing to lysosome; carbohydrate phosphorylation. The record is from RefSeq and is a predicted model, not a curated record. Bases 160 to 3939 code for a protein of 1259 amino acids.
CGGCAGCGUCAGCACCACCGAAGAAGAGAGGAAUCUAUGGUUGUCAUGUGUCACGCAGUCUGGCUGGUGGUCAGCUGACAGAUCCGGGUCGCCUGUAAUGUUUACUUUCUUUGUUUAGUGCGUUUGCCUGCGUGUUUUAUGUCUUUUUUUUUUGAAUGAAUGCAGCGCUAUGCUUCGCCGAGGAGAACCAUGGUAGUCGUGAACUCGGUGCUCAAGCUGUUACAGAGGCAGACGUACACCUGUCUGUCCCACCGAUAUGGACUCUACCUCUGCUUCGGGGGGCUCGUCCUCAUGAUAGUUUCCGCAUUUCAGUUUGGAGAGGUGGUGGUGGAGUGGAGUCGGGACCAGUAUCAUGUGCUCUUUGACUCCUACAGAGACAAUGUGGGUGGGAAAUCAUUCCAGAGCAGGCUCUGUCUGCCUAUGCCUAUUGAUGUGGUGUACACAUGGGUGAACGGCACAGACGUGGCUCUACUGAAGGAACUGAAGACGGUCAAAGAGCAAAUGGAGGAGGAACAGAGAGCUCUGAGGGAACGCCUGGGGAAAAAUGCAAGUGAGACAACUGAAGUGCCGAAAGACGGUGGAAAGCCGGAAUGCCUGCUGUCCCACUGCAUCAUAGCGCCCAUGCUGGCUCUGGACCCCGCUCUGCCGGCCAACGUUACACUGAAAGACCUGCCGACGCUCUCUCCCUCCUUCUCGGCUGCCAAAGAGCUGCUGCUGCUGAACAAACCCUUCCACCCGUCCACCACCGCCUCUGUGGUCGUCUUCCAUUCGCAGGCUGACGCUGAUAAAGCCUAUACAGAUGUGGCUAAAGAAGACCACAAGUUCUCUGUGUCCAGAUGUUACCUGACGACUGAUAAAGAGGCUCCAGGACUGAUCCGCAUGCAGUCCUUAGCAUAUCUGAGCGGCUUCCCAGCGACCUUUAAGGAAACGGAGCCGCUGAGAGCUAAACUGCCGUCUGUCAUCACCAGCAAGAUCAAACAGUUUGAGUUGUACUCGGAGGCCAGCAUCGCCCUGCUGCACCUGAAUACCCCACAGGAUUUCACUGAUCUGACCCAGCAGGCUAAAAAGAACCUGACCCUGGACGGAAAAGAGUUAACCAUCAGUCCUGGCUACUUAUUCUGGGACCUCACUGCCAUCUCACAGUCCAAGCAGGAUGAAGAUGUGUCAGCCAGCCGAUUCGAGGACAACGAGGAGCUCCGCUAUUCGCUGCGCUCCGUGGAGAGACACGCCCCCUGGGUGCGACACAUCUUCAUCGUCACCAACGGGCAGAUUCCUUCCUGGCUCAACCUGGACAACCCCAGAGUUACAGUUGUCACACAUCAGGAUAUCUUCCAGAACCACAGCCACCUUCCCACUUUCAGCUCUCCUGCCAUUGAGACCCACAUCCACCGCAUCCCAGGCCUCUCCCAAAAGUUCAUUUACCUCAACGAUGACGUCAUGUUUGGAAAAGACGUGUGGCCAGACGACUUCUACAGCCACUCGAAAGGACAGAAGGUAUAUCUCACCUGGCCUGUUCCCAACUGUGCAGAGGGCUGCCCGGGAUCUUGGAUCAAAGAUGGGUACUGCGACAAAGCCUGCAACAACUCAGCCUGUGACUGGGACGGAGGAGACUGCCUCGGUGCAGCGGGGAACAGUCGGUUCGCUGCUGGGGUCGGUGGAGGUGGGCCAGGGGGAGCUGGUGGACAGAUGUGGCAGUUCGCAGGUGGUCUCGGAGGUCUCGGGGGGACGUCCUACUGUAAUCAAGGCUGUGCCAACUCCUGGCUGGCAGACAAGUUCUGUGACCAAGCCUGCAACGUGCUCUCCUGUGGUUAUGAUGUGGGAGACUGUGGCCAAGAGCACUUUGGCGAGCUGUACCAUGUGACCCUGCUGAGGAAUCAGACCCUGUACACCCUCCCAUUAGGUGAAACCAGGCCUUAUUUCAGCUUCAGCAGACUGGCUCGCAGAGUCUCCGAGGCCCACGUCAGCGACAACGCGGCACUUCGCCACACCUCUGUCGCCAACAAGUGGAAGACCAUCCACCUGCUGCUCCAUCCAGGCCACAACGCCACCCAAAUCCAGUACAAUCUGACGUUCCAGAGAGAUGACGACACGGAGUUCACCAUGAGCUUCAGCGUAGCCGUCGACACCCGCGAGGUUCCUCGAGUUAACGUGUCCCAGGCUGAAACAGCAGGGAAAGAGCUUAAGCCGACCCUGACCCCAGAGCCGCCGUUCCCAUUCUCGGAUGUUCCUGAGGACAAACAGGGUCCUAAGAUCCAGAAGAGGCAGCCUGGUGAACCUCAGGAUGUCAUCGAGGUUCCUGCGCUGAACGUGUCGCUUCUACCAGCUGAUUUGCAGAGCGAGCUGCAGAAGCUGGAGGAGAAGCUUCUGAUUGGUGACAUCACAAUCAAGGGUUUUAACUUCACAAAGGCUGAACUUCUGAAAUCUUACAAGACACUGGCUCAAGAGCAGCAUGUCAUGAAUUCAAAUCCAGCUAAUGACGGUGCAGGGAAGGUCCAGGAAAAGCCUCAUGAAGAUUUGGAGGCAGAGCACGUGGACAGAAAACCGGCUGUGGAAGAGAAAGCCAUAACUAUCGUCCAGAAAAAUCAAGACUCAAAAGACGUGGCUGUGCAGCAAAAGCCCAUCACUCCUCUCAUCCCAGUCCACAUUGAUGAUAAGCCUAAGGAAGACUUUGUAACCCCAAAACAUUUUCAUCUGAAUAUUGCCAUCGAGAGGCCUUUGACUUCCAAACUGCUAAGCAGCAUUUCGAAAACCAAGAGCGCUGAGAGUCAGGCAGAACCAGCCGACGCUGCAGGAGGAGCUCCAGUAGGGAGGAGGCUCCAGCACUUCAUCUCCUCAGACAGAGGCUUCCUGCCGUGGGAGAGGAGGAAAUACUUCCAGGAGCUGCUCGAGGAAGGGGAGCGUCUGCUCAGAGCGCUGUCAUAUGAGGCUGACGGCGGCGCCACUGGCCGAAAGCUGCGGGACACGUUUGCCGACUCGCUGCGCUAUGUCAACAAGAUCCUCAACGGUCAGUUUGGAUUCACAUCCCGCAAAGUCCCGGCGCACAUGCCUCAUAUGAUCGACCGUCUCAUCAUGCAGGAGCUGCAGGACACGUUCCCAGAGGAGUUCGACAAGACAUCAGCCCAUCGUGUUCGCCACUCAGAGGACAUGCAGUUUGCCUUUUCGUACUUCUACUUCCUGAUGAGCGCUCAGCAGCAGCUCAACGUGUCUGACGUGUUCGACGAGAUCGACACCGACCACUCAGGUGUCCUCUCCGACCGGGAGAUUCGAACUCUCGCCACAAGGAUCCACGAGCUGCCACUCAGCCUCCAGGACCUGACUGGCCUGGAGCAGAUGUUGAUAAACUGCUCUAAGACUCUGCCAACCAACCUGACCCAGCUGCACCUGGUGAACCCAACCCAGGAGGCCUACUACGACCCCAGCAUGCCUCCCGUCACAAAAGGCCUCAUCCUCCACUGCAAACCCAUCACAGAGCGCAUCCACAAAGCCUUCAGGGACCAGAAUAAAUACAAGUUCGAGAUCAUGGGCGAGGACGAGAUAGCUUUCAAGAUGGUGCGGACAAACGUGUCCCAUGUGGUCGGCCAGUUGGAUGACAUCAGGAAAAAUCCCAGGAAGUUCAUCUGUCUGAAUGAUAACAUCGACCACAGCCAUAAGGACGCUGCCACAGUGAAAGCUGUUCUCAGAGACUUCUAUGAGUCCAUGUUCCCGCUGCCGUCCCAGUUUGAACUGCCCAGAGAGUAUCGCAACAGGUUCCUACACAUGGAGGAGCUCCAGGAAUGGCGGGUGUAUCGGGACAAGCUGAAGUUCUGGACGCACUGCGUCCUCGUGACGCUCGUCAUCUUCACCGUCAUGUCCUUCUUCGCCGAACAGCUGAUUCUGCUGAAGCGAAAGCUUUUCCCCAGGCGCAGAGCGAACCGGGACAGCAACCCUGAGAGAGUGUAACAAAGGGACGACUUCCCCUCUCCUCUCCUCUCUUCACCUCAACAUCCACCCUUUCUCUCCUGCUCUGUCGAGAGAACAGGAGAGGAGUCAGACCAGGAGACUGGGUGGAAACAGGAAGUUCCUCCGGGUGCUCGCGUUGCAUCAGCGCGGACGUACGAGAGAGACUCGUGAGGUGGCGAUGAAACAUUUUUCAGAAGAUGAUGGAUGGGGCUGGCCGGUGAAAGGAAUGGCAGCCAGAAUUAAGAAGCCUGUAAAUCUUCUUUUCCUCCGCUGGGGGCAUCUGAGGCUUCACAAACACACAAAACAAAACACUCCCUCCACGCUGCUCCACCCUCCUCGUGUCCUGCCUUCACCACUCCAUUGAUGGAUGUGCUGUUAACGUGUGAAACAUUUUAUGGCAGCCUCUCAUCGUGUGUGUGCGUGCGUGCAGUAGUCCAGUUUACCACGAAACCAUUAACUUUAGUGUCUAAAGCUCAAACGAUUAGCAGAUUAAUCGAUCUGUCGAUUGACAGAAAACAGUCUGCAGCUGUUUUGAGAAUCGAUUAAUCAUUUGUGCCACCUCUUAAGGAAAAAUGCCAAACAACUGCUCGCACCAACUUCUUAAAUGUGGGUUUUUUCUGCUUUUCUCUCUUUCUUAUUACUGUAUUAUUAUUGAGAUUUGGCUUGUUUGAGGUUGUCACCUUGGGACAUUGUUCAGUUUUAUAGACAAAAAAAUCGGUACGUGCAGCCCUGGUUGUGAUUGGCUUUGACUGCUAUGGCUUCUUCUUUUUUUUUGUUUUUUAAAUGGAGGAAAAAAAACAUUGAAGAUCUUCAGGAUGAAGAACAUUAUUCAUAUGUAAAUGUUGGCUGUCGUCUUUAAAAAUCUGAAAACUUGAAGUGCCUUCGUUGUUCAUUCCUGCCUGUUUUAACAUUUCCGUUGUUUAGUUUCUUCACAUCACACCGUAAUCAAUGAGAAUGAACGGUAUGUAGGAUAAUAUGAUUCUCAUUGUUAUUGUGGUGCAAAUCUGAUUGUUGGAGCUACAUGUCAGUGAUACUACAGCUUUCAUAGCCACCUGUGCGUGUGUCCCUGUGGGACUCAACAGGCUCGCUACUGUCUGAAAUUCAGACCCCCCUCAGCAUGUUGUGUAACUUAUUUUGACUGUGUUAUCGUGACAGUGAGCUCAGUGACUGAUGCAUCCGAUGUGAAUGCUGCAGAAUGUAAACAUAUCCUCUGACAAUGCUUUCCCUAUGAAUGUCAGUUUUACAGAGUUCUCUACUAUAAAGACAAAAAAUGGAAGUGACGACUGGAGGCUGUCAGCGUUUUAGUCAUGUGAUGUACGGGAUGUUUGGUCGAGGGCGAGACGAUGAGUAACGCAUCUGGAAAUGGGUUUUCUCAGAUUGUGUAAAUUCAGUGUCUCUGACUGAAAUAAAUGUGAUCUGUUUCAGUCA